AUGGCGACGUCUCCAAAACUCACCCACGUCUUCACCCUCAACAUGACCGGUCCCGCUGGGUUUCCGCACGUUGAAACAAAACACUCGGAUCUGUGUGUCGCUCACGUGACGGAAGGCACCCUCGAACUCCCCGACGGCCAAAAGAUCGCCAAAGUGGUCACGGCGUCGGACUGGAUGAGGAUCAAAGGGAACAUCGUGUCCAUCGACGCGCGGGCCAGUGCUCUCUCGGACGACGGUUCGCUGAACAUGGAGUUUGCCUACACCGGAAAGAUGCACGUGACGCCAGACGUCUUCAAGACCUUUUCAGGAGAAGAAAAGUGCGAGGUGGACUUUGGUCAGCUGUACUAUUACACUAUCCCGAGGAUCUUCUCCCGGAGUGAGGAAUAUGCCUGGGUUAACGACACUGUUUUUGUGGGGCAAGGGAAGAUUGGUGUGAAGGAGAUGGGGAAGGUCACUAUCUCGUAUCAGAUAUUCCGCGUAGGCUGA
This is a messenger RNA of Fonsecaea pedrosoi CBS 271.37, 486 nucleotides long. RefSeq lists its product as uncharacterized. The coding region runs from base 1 to 486 and encodes 161 amino acids. NCBI's taxonomy places the organism in Eukaryota, Fungi, Ascomycota, Eurotiomycetes, Chaetothyriales, Herpotrichiellaceae. The record is from RefSeq and is a predicted model, not a curated record. The transcript is spliced from 2 exons.